Racocetra fulgida is the source of this 201-nucleotide messenger RNA. NCBI's taxonomy places the organism in Eukaryota, Fungi, Glomeromycota, Glomeromycetes, Diversisporales, Gigasporaceae. The record is from the annotation of a GenBank genome assembly.
AAUUACAUUUUUAUAGUAGUGAAUUGUUAGAAUGUGACUUGAAAGACAGUGUAAAUGGAUCCACAAUUAAUGCAAGUCAAUUAGAAAUUAUUGAUCAAAACUUUAGUGAAGAAUUCGAGCAUAUUUCUGAAUCUUGCCAACUACAACUAGACAAUAUUGAUGGUACAAAUUUAUCAAUUGAGGAAGCUGUCGAUGUUUCAA